Melitaea cinxia (Glanville fritillary) is the source of this 4686-nucleotide messenger RNA. RefSeq lists its product as uncharacterized. Bases 190 to 3489 code for a protein of 1099 amino acids. The transcript has 6 exons. The record is from RefSeq and is a predicted model, not a curated record. Lineage: Eukaryota; Metazoa; Arthropoda; Insecta; Lepidoptera; Nymphalidae. Gene Ontology annotation, molecular function: histone binding.
CUAUUGAAUUGAACGUCUAAUGUCUACUUUGAUUGUCUACGUGAAAUCUGCAACAAGCAAAUAGUUUUGAUUUGUUAAGCGGCAUAUUUCUUUAACAGUGUAAACCAUGAAAUAAAACAGUAGAUAAAGUGCAAAACGAUUAGCUUGAAAUAUUCUUUAUUUUUCAAGUAAAAUACGUUUACCAUUAAGAUGGCUAGCGAAGAUGUUAUUGAAUUAGGUUCAUCUGAGGAUGAAGCGGAACCUGCACCAAAGAAGAAGAAACCUAUGCCUAAUGCAAUGGUUCACAUUCCUGCUAAACUUCCCGGACUUACAAUAAAACCGGCAAAAAUUGAUAGAUCGCCUGCUCCAAAGAUUUUAAAUUUUACGAAAGGUAUAUUAUCACAGCCAGUUUUGAUUGGAAACAUUAAUGUACCUGUUUUAAAGAAGGUGCCUAACAUUGUACACAAAGCCCCCUCAAAUCCACAUAGAUUUUCCAUCAAUCCAAUCAGUGUUGUAAAAAAUCUCAAAAAACCGGACUUAAUAAUAAAAAAAGUUCCAUCAAAUAAAAAGCUUAGAAAACCCGUUGAAAUACAAGGACCUAGAUUAAUAAACAAAUUGCCACCAGGUAUCACUAUUAAACCCUUAGCUUACCCUGGUGUAUCGGGGGUUAAUAAGAAGCGUAAUAUAAAUGAUUUAAAAAAUACUAUUGGCGAAGUAUUAACGGUAGAAGUAGAGGACGAAGAGGCAGCUGAAACAUCAAUUGAGAGUCCACAGUGGUACCUGAGACCUGAGGAGCAGGAAGACUUUAAAAAUGAAACCAAAGAUUGCGGAGAAGUCAAACCCAUUGAUAAAAAUGAGUUGUCUUUGGAAGAGCAAAAUAAUAAAGAACCUGAAUCUCCUAGCUAUGUUGAAAUAACAAUAGAAGAUAGUCCUGUGAAAUCUUUACAUUUAAAAGAUAAAAGUGAGAUUGGUAAAGAGUUUGCUAUUACCAUUGAAGACAGUCCCGUCAAACCCGCUAAGAACAAGAAUGUAGAUAGUGACAGGGAAGAAAGCCCAGAAAAGGUACCACAAAGUAAAAAGAAAUUGGAUUAUACUAAAGAGAGACAGGUAGUGGAAAUAGAAAUUGAUCUUAUGGAGACAGGUUCAUUUAAUUGCAAUGAAAAUAAGGACAGUGAUAAACAAAAUACUGAAUCGAACAUAAGUAAUAAAGAUGAAUCCAAAAAAAUGUCUGAUGAAAGCCUUUCUUCAAAACUUGAAUCAAAUGUUGCCAAUGAUUCAAAAAGUGAUACUGAUAAGCAUGAAUUUCAUCCCGUUUAUCAAAAUUUCAUAGAUACAUGUUUCAAGUUAGAAGAUUCUGAAGAUAUGAAAAAAAUUGUUGAGAAGAAAAUUAAAGCUUAUUAUAAACAAUGUCCAAAGGAAUAUGUUGAGUCUGAAGAUUUUAUUGAUAUGGUUUCCAGUAAAAUUGUUGCUAUGAAGGCUGCACCAAAAAAGAUGUACUUAUACAUAAAAGAUAUAGUGGACGAUUUAAAUUUACAGAGAAAAAUGACAAAAGUGAUACCCCCAAAGUCAACGGAUACUCCACAAGAAAAGUCAAUACACUUUGAAGGUGACAAUGAUUCCAAAAGGCAGAGGCAAAUAAGGAAGCUAGAGAAAACUAUUAAAAAGUUACACAGAGCUAUUCAAAAACUAGAGGAACAGGAAGUUGAUUUCGAAGAUGAUGAAGAUUCAGUUUAUUUGUUAACGGAGAGAUAUAAAGAAAGAAUGGUCCACGUACAUGCAAAAUUCUGUCAGCUUACCAAUACAAAAAUGCCAUCAGAGCCUCGUAUACACUUAGAAGUUAGGCCUGGAAGACCCGCAGGGCCUGUGAGAAAGCUUGAGAAGUGGAUUAAUAGAAAAGUUCCUAUUGGAAAACCAUUACCGUUUCCUGAUUUUCAUGAUGUGUUGCAGUGUGUCAGGGAAGCUAAUAAUGAAGAUAAAUUAGGUUGGAAUGAAGUUGAUAUAAUGGAAGAAGCUCGAGAUUUAUUUUCGAGAUGUGGUAAGAAACUCCAAAGACGUCGACAAGAAAACGAAUGGAGACUUGCCAUUUCAAGGAUUCCUCAUGACGUGGAUCCAGCCGAAGAGAGUGAUGAAUUGAAGAAAAAGUUAGAUGACAAUAAAUCCGAGGCAUCUAAAAGAGAAGCUGAGCUUCUUAACAAGUAUGUGGAUAGACAGAAUCAAUUGAAGUUAGUUGCUGAAGAAAUUAAUGAUAAAGAAGCAGAAGAAUCGCCAGUGGAAACUGAAGAGGAGGACAUUGAUGAGGAUAAUCCUUUAACAAACAAACAGAAGCGUAAAGAAAGGCUUAAAAGACUUCUUCAGGAAAGAAAUAGAAAAACUGAAGAAAAGGAGAAUAAUCCUGAAGCAGAAAAUGAGGACAAUAAAGAUGAUGAUAGCAAAAAUGAUAAAACAUCCAAAUUAGAAGAGGAAUAUAAAUUUCAAGAAGACAAUUCGAAUAAAGAUGUUUACGUUGAUAAUGAUACCCAGCAAAGGCAUGAAGUGGAUAGUGAUAAGUCUAAUGUAAGAGAAAAAAGUGAGGAAACUACGCAGACCAUUGAAAUAGAAGAUAAAAAAGAAACUGAUGAAAGCGAUAAAAACGAAGAAAAUGAAUUUGAAUCUGACAUAGAUGAAUUACAUCUUUUACAGAAAUUACAUUCUGAAAAUGAAAGUGAUGUGUCAACACUCGAAUCUUCUGGAUCUGAUUCACCCAUAGCUAUUUCGGAUACUUUGGAAUCAGACAGUGACGUAGAAAACAAAAACCCUGCAAGUGAUGUAAUAAGCAUUGAGAAUUCGAGUUAUUCUGAAUCGGAAUCGACUAUUGAUGGUCUACCUAAGCAAAACGAAGUGGACUGUAUCAAAAAAUCAAAAAUCGAAGAUUUAGUUAGCAACGCUUUUGAAAUUGAGUACUCAACAGAUUCGUUAUGCAGAACAGAAAGUGAAAAUAUUGUUGAAAAUAUAUUACUUGCUUCAUCUGAUGACGAAAAUUCAAAUAAACUUGGAGAGUUUGAGGGUACAUCCAUUAAUUUGAAAGAUGAUGACAUAUCAAUAUCAGAAACAACAAUAGAUGGAAAUCCAUCUACAAAAUUCAAUGAUCUGAAUAAAAACAACUCACUCGAGAAUAAUAAUGCAACAGUCUUUGACUGUUCAUUUGAAAUUGAAAAUCCGAGCAUAUCGAUACACAAAGAAGCUGAUGAAAAAAAUAAUAUAAGUAUUGAUAGUGUUAUAGAAUGUUCUGAUGUUGAUGAGAUUGUUAAUUCCAGCAACUUAUUUAAAGAUUCGAUUAACGGUGUAGAGUUACGAAUGGAACAAAAUAAACUUGAAAUAAACUCUAGUCAAAGUUUAAAUAUUAUAAAAUCUUGCAAUAAAGAGCAAAGUGGACUAAAUGAAAAUGAAAAACAUAAAUCACAAAGUGCAACACCAACUGAUGGUUCAGCAACCAAUAGUGAGACUGCUAAUAAUAAUAUAGAAACAGAGUAAUUCACAUGCCAAUCAGUAAACAAGUAACUUAAAAUUCUCAUUAUUUGUCUUGAACUCAGAUAAGACUAUAUAAUUUAAGUGUAUAUACGAAAUUUCCUAUGCCAUAAAUUAGAUAGAACACUUAUUUAAUAUUAAAUUGAUAAAUAAAGUGUCUAUUAUACGUGUUUUAUAAUAAGAAUUUUCUGAUGAUAUUUUAAGUCUUGUAUAUAACUGAAUGUCUAAUAAGUUUAAUUUUAAUUUUUUUUUUAUAAUCAAGCUGAGUUUGGGACAAAUUGUUUGUGCACAAUAUCAUCAAAAUGUAAUUGUCAAAAUUGCAGAAUAUAAUUUUUUAAAUUAAAAUUUUGAAAUAUGAAUUAAAAAUUAACACCAUUCGUGUUAACUUUAUUCAAUGUUUCAAUUUCAAAGAUAAUUUGUGACUUUUGAGUUUAAGUUUUGUUAAACAUUAUCGGUAUGGAAUUGAUAUUAAGAAUGUAUGUAAGGCCAAAUCUGCAGUAAAAUGAUUUAUUGCUGUACAUGGAUUUAUUUUUUAAGGAUAAUUUUCAUGACGAAAUGUCAAUGCCGAUUUUCUGUUGGCAUUUUUCAAUUUGUAAUGAAAAAAUUAUGUCAUUUUGUUUAAUAAUUUAAGAUUUUUGAUAAAAUUAAUACGCAUUUUUGAUAUUUGUGGCGUACUGAGUUAAACAGCAGUUCACAGAACGCUAUUGACACUUCUAAAGCUAACCACGAAUAUCUCUAUACAUAUACACCGGAAACAGUGGUUUUCUUGAAACAGAUGUAUUAAUUUUCUUAAAAAAUGUUUUUGGCCGUGCAUUGACUACGAUACAUAUUAUACCUUUUUAUCAUUUUAGUUCGAUUUCGUCAACAUCCGAUAGGAACGACAUGGAGCUGAAUGAGUCUUUUAUUUUCAAAUAUUUCUUUCAAAUCAUCAGCUAAGUGCUUGAAAAAAAAUUUCAAUCAGUGCAGCGUAAUCAACUCUAUUAUAUAUUGCAAAUUUAUGGAAAGUUAGCGAAGUUGAUAUAUUUUACACACAUGCUUAAUUUCCAAUGAAAAAUAUUUUCAUAAAUUAUGUAUAAACUACUGAUUAUUGCACGAGUAUUACUUAAAAUAAGUACUUCGUGUCUGUUUAUGUAGACAACAUCAUUGUACAAUAGACAAUUAUUUUAUAAUAAAAAUGUAACUGAAUAAAUAAAUUAAAAAAUA